AUGGAGCAAGAAGAAGCAGCUCCGGAGGACGCGGGCUCGCAGCUGAUGCUCAGGAUCGAGCGUCCGGUUUACGAUGAAGCUCUCAUCAGGAAGCAGCUCCUACACCGUAAAGACAACUCCAUCACCUUCCGUCAGAGGCUGGCUGACAAGUUGAGGUGUUCGUCAGAGAGGGCCAAGGCGGUGGUUUUCAGUUUUCUGCCAAUUCUAACAUGGCUGCCAUCCUAUCCUGUCAAGAAGUACCUUCUGUCCGAUGUGAUCUCAGGUCUCAGCACAGGAGUUGUGCAGCUCCCACAAGGUCUUGCCUACGCUCUACUGGCCGCCGUGCCUCCAGUUUAUGGUCUGUACUCCUCGUUUUACCCCGUUCUGCUGUACACCUUUUUUGGCACGUCCAGACACGUGUCGAUGGGUACCUUCGCUGUAAUAAGUCUGAUGAUCGGGGGUGUUGCAGUGAGGGAAGCCCCAGAACUAACGGAGUCCUUUCAACUCGCUGCCAACGCCUCCAACUCCUCCAACUCCUCCGUGGUGUCCGAUGCAGAGGAUUUUACUGCUAAGAGGGUCCAGGUGGCUGCGGUGCUCACUACUCUGGUGGGAAUCAUCCAGAUUGUCUUUGGUCUUCUCAGGUUUGGCUUUGUGUCGAUCUACCUCACAGAGCCUCUGGUGCGGGGCUUCACCACAGCAGCAGCCUUGCACGUCGUCAUCUCCCAGCUCAAGUACUUACUGGGGGUGAAAACGGAGCGUUUCUCUGGGCCCCUCUCUGCCAUUUAUUCUGUCAAGGCAGUAUUGAGUCAAAUCACCAGCACCAAUAUUACCUGUCUCCUCUUGGGCCUCGCAUGCCUCGUGUUCCUGUAUGGGGUCAAAGUUCUCAACGAACGCUUUAAGAAGAAGCUGCCAGUACCCAUUCCUGGAGAGAUUGUUGUGGUCAUUGUGUCAACUGGGGUUUCUUUUGGUUUAGCCUUAAAAGAGAAAUACAAUGUGGACAUAGUUGGAAGCAUUCCAACAGGGCUUCGCCCUCCUGCUGUCCCAGACUUCUCUCUGAUUUCCAGUUUAAUCCCAGAUGCUUUUGCUGUAGCGAUCGUAGGAUUCUCAAUGAACAUCUCACUAGCUAAAAUCUUUGCCCUGAAACACGGCUACAGUGUGGAUGGCAACCAGGAGCUGAUCGCCCUCGGCCUCUGCAACUUCAUAGGCUCCUUCUUCCAAACCUUUGCCAUCACUUCCUCCAUGUCCAGGAGUCUGGUUCAGGAGAGCACCGGAGGAAAAACUCAGAUUGCAGGGCUGCUGUCGUCACUUGUGGUGCUGCUGGUGGUCGUGGCCAUUGGUUAUGUCUUCGAGUCGCUCCCUCAGACUGCACUAGCAGCCAUCAUCAUGGUCAACCUGAUCGGGAUGUUCAAGCAGUUCAGAGAUCUUCCCAUAUUGUGGAGGACCACCAAAAUCGAGCUGAUUAUCUGGCUGGUGUCCUUUAUAGCGUCUGUGCUGUUGGGUCUGGAUUAUGGUCUCCUAGCAGCUCUCGCGUUUGCCAUAAUAACUGUCAUCUACAGGACACAGAGCCCCAGGAGUUCUAUCCUGGGCCACGUCUCCAGCACAGGACUGUAUUAUGACGUGAACCAGUACGAGGAGGCUUCUGAAUACGAGGGGAUUAAGAUUUUCCACUCCAACUCCUCCAUCUACUUUGCUAACAGUGACCUGUAUGUGACCAAACUCAAGGAGAAGACAGGAGUAAACCCAGAGCAGUUGUUAGAAGUGCGGAAAGCCCAAAAAAAGCAGCGGAAAAAGGCAGAACAGGACCUGAACGCUCCACUGAACAUUUGUGCUAAGUCCAAGGACAAGACGAUGACCCACGAGGUUUCACCUCCGAGUCAGGAGGUGCAGGAGCAGAGGAACGGCGAAGUGGAAGACAAGCGCAGCGAGUCCCCGUCUGAGGAGGCCGUGUUCCUGGAGCCUCUCAGCCCCGUUCACACCAUCAUCCUGGACUGGAGCGCCGCCAGCUUCAUCGACUCUGUGGGAGCCAAAGCCGUCAAACAGGUCAUAAAGGUUUACGCUGCAGUGGACAUUCAGGUGCUCAUAGCCGGCUGCAACAGGAACCUUCUGGAUGAGCUGGACACCUUGCAGUUUUUCACAGACGACGUGAACCUCGGCAUGGUGUUCCCCACGGUUCAUGACGCGGUGCUGCACUGCCGGCGCGCUGGAUCAAGCCCGCCUGCAGCUCCAGAUGAAGCGUGAUCCCGGCGGGGCCACCACCUGAGCAACAGCCUGCCUGUAGCAACAGAGGACUCGUCUCCGUGUUGUUGAAGCUUUACAGCUGAGAGGAACUGAGCACUCGUUCAUAUUGAACUGGAGUCAUUUUAGCACAGCUAGAGCCGUUUUUCUUUUUCUACUCCAAACAGCUCAGACAUCUCACAAUCCUCCAAACCACAGAGUUGAAGUGUUCAGAGGUUUGCAUCGUUUCAAAACCUGCCUCCUCUUAGCGGUCCUCAAAAAGAACGGAGUAUUAAAGUUGCACUUUUUUUGUACUUCUGGAGAUCGUCAAGCUGCUGCAGCUCGUCUGGACGACACGGGAAUCGUUUGUGGCGUCACAGUUUCUGAUCAUCUCAUGCUGGUACACGUUGUCCCAGGUUA
Nematolebias whitei (Rio pearlfish) is the source of this 2613-nucleotide messenger RNA. It is a transcript of the gene slc26a5, whose product is annotated as solute carrier family 26 member 5. The transcript has 17 exons. Bases 1 to 2217 code for a protein of 738 amino acids. Gene Ontology annotation, biological process: transmembrane transport. Gene Ontology annotation, molecular function: chloride transmembrane transporter activity; oxalate transmembrane transporter activity; secondary active sulfate transmembrane transporter activity. Lineage: Eukaryota; Metazoa; Chordata; Actinopteri; Cyprinodontiformes; Rivulidae. The record is from RefSeq and is a predicted model, not a curated record. Gene Ontology annotation, cellular component: membrane.